Molecule: messenger RNA, 735 nt
Organism: Aureobasidium vineae
Lineage: Eukaryota; Fungi; Ascomycota; Dothideomycetes; Dothideales; Saccotheciaceae
Source: the annotation of a GenBank genome assembly
AUGUCCAAACGCGCCAGACGAGACUCACAGUCUGAUGAACACCGCACAUCUCCUACCGACGAAUCGCUCGCUCACAACAUACAGCCACCCGGCAAGUAUACACAUCUGGAUGCUUCACCUUCAAACAUCGCAAACACGGCCAUAACAUGUGCUCUGCCUCCUCACGAUCCCAUCAGAUUCGCCACGUAUAAUGAUUAUGAACUUCACUAUUACAAGUCACACGUUUUCAGAUGCCUAGAAUGCACCAAAAAUUUCCCUACCGAUCAUUUUCUCUCACUGCACAUCGCCGAAAGCCACGACCCUCUCAAUCGUGUCAAAAGAGACAGAGGCGAANAAACAUAUCACUGCUUUGUUGAGGACUGCGAAAAGGUCUGCAGUACUCCCCAGAAACGGUGUAUGCAUUUGGUCGACAAGCACAUGUUUCCGCGCAACUACGAUUUUCACAUUGUAAAUCAUGGCUCUGACAACCGCACUUCGUUGCUGAUACUAGAGGGCAAGAGCUUUCAAAAGCGAUCCAAGGCUCCGCGCGACCAGAGUGUCAUCGAAGAGGAUGCCACUGGCGUUCAUGCAUCCGAUCUUAUGGAGACUGGGGAGAAAGUUGUUGACAAUCUUCACCAAUCGACAAAGGAUAAAUCCAUGGACGACAUUGUCGAUUCCAUGGCUGCACUCAAGUUCGUGCCGAAAUCCGUUACUUUUGGAAGAACCCGCCAACGAGGAGGCUUCUCAAAAUCUUGA